GAGGCUGCGGAGCCGUCGGAGGGACCGCGCGAAGGGGAGCUGGCGCUGGUGGCGCGGGACGGGGGCUUCGGGUUGCCGCCGGAGCGCCUUGGGAUUGGGCCACGGUCGACGCUGGCCCCGGAUUAUGGGAUCGCCUGGCCGCUGGCGCGCCUUGGUGCCAAUGGAAUUCACUUGAAUCGGGGCCGGUGGAAAGACGGCGAGACGGGCGGCCGGCCGCUUUGUGUGAGCUCCAGAACCGGCGGAGCUGGAAGGGUUGAUAUUCCCCCUCCUCUUGCUCCGUCCCCUCUUUCUGCGGAGGCGGCGAGACACCCUCCGGGGAACAGCCGCCUUCUUGGGUGCUGGGAGCCUCUCCGGAGCGCGCGGUGCCAAAGGAUUCUCUGCGCCCUGGGCGCACAUGGUUCCCUUUGUCCUGCUGGCUGGGAUCUCCCGGCGCGGUCCCUGAUUUCGAUCCUCGCCCCUCCCCUUUAUCAGCCGCCUCACUCUUGCGCUCCCUUCCCCAACCGACGCAGGAGCCGCGAUUGAGUCUCUCCCGCCGCCGUUUCUCCCGGCAUGGCCGAGCGCGCUGGGCUCCCUCCGGGGAAGGAUUCGCCCUUGGACGGAAUAGUUUGGUUUUGCCUUUGGGAAUAAGCGCUUCUUGCUGGACGGAUCGGAGUUGGACGAAAAUUCACUUCCUCCUUCGGCGUCCCUCCCCAGACAUGAACUUGCCGGCUGUCACUUGGGUUGUUGAACCCGCUGGACGACCAGGCCUCUGAUGCCAGUUCAGAAAAGUUGUUCAACACAGUCACAAACAAAGAUAUAGACUUAGGAGUUGGUACGCUAACAGAAAAUGAAGAUCAAGAGGCCAGGUCUUUGGCAGUCCCCAAAAUAUCAGGACUAGAACGGAGCCAAGAGAAGAGUCAGGACGGUGGGAAAGAGCCAUCACUUGACCCUGUUGUGCCUCAGGAUCUUUGCCCUCAAGUUUCUCAGCCUUUGGUCCCACCUCGUUUGGAGCCACCAACAGAGGCACGUUCUCCAGAGCCUGCUGCAGUCCACCCUGCUCACUCAUCCUAUUCUGAAGCUCCAGAGAAGCAACCAGCCUUGGAAGAGGCCCAGUUUCCCACAGUCCCUCCUUCCCAAAUACAACACCCACCAAGACCUCCCUCUCCUGGGCAGCUGGCCCAUCAAAACCUACCACCUGCUCAGCUGCGUCCUCCCUCCCGUAGCCUUGCACAACAGUUGUCGGCUUAUAACAGCAGCAGUUUAAGCCUCAACAGCUUGAGCAGCAGCAGAAGCAGUACCCCAGCCAAAACUCAACCCCUGCCACCCCCACCGCCUCCCCCACCCAUCGCUCACCAUCCCUCGGCAUCCCCCUUCCCACUCUCAUUGCCCAAUCACAGCCCCCUCCAUAAUUUCACACCCGCCCUCCAACCUUCUACCCACACCCAUCACCCCAAUAUGUUUGCCCCUCCCACGGCAUUGCCUCCUCCUCCUCCUCUGACAUCGGGGACAUUACAGGUUCCAGGCCAUCCCGCUGGCACUGCUUACUCAGAGCAAGAUCUUCUCCGCCAGGAGCUGAACACUCGGUUUCUGGCCUCCCAGAGCGCCGAUCGUGGUGCCUCACUGGGCCCGCCACCCUACUUGAGGACGGAAUUCCACCAGCACCAGCACCAGCAUCAGCACACGCACCAACACACGCACCAGCACACCUUCACGCCUUUUCCUCACGCCAUCCCACCUACGGCCAUCAUGCCAACACCAGCACCUCCCAUGGUGCGUAAUCCAGGCAGAAAUUUUGACAAAUACCCUACAAAAGUUGAUCCUUUCUACCGUCAUAGUUUAUUCCACUCCUACCCUCCUGCUGUAUCUGGGAUCCCUCCUAUGAUACCUCCAACUGGUCCUUUUGGCUCGCUGCAAGGAGCAUUUCAACCCAAGACUUCAAAUCCUAUUGAUGUUGCAACAAGACCUGGAGCUGUUCCACAUACCCUCCUCCAGAAAGAUCCCAGGUUGACAGAUCCAUUCAGGCCCAUGUUGAGGAAACCAGGCAAAUGGUGUGCUAUGCAUGUUCAUAUUGCUUGGCAGAUAUACCACCACCAACAGAAAGUCAAGAAACAGAUGCAGACAGAUCCCCAUAAAUUGGAUUUUGGUUUGAAACCUGAAUUUCUGAGCAGACCUCCAGGUCCCAGUCUUUUUGGGGGCAUCCACCAUCCUCAUGACUUAGCUCGGCCAUCAACUCUUUUCUCUGCAACCAGUGCCGCCCAUCCAGCCGGUCCUACAUUUGGUCCUCCCCCACACCACAGCAACUUUCUCAACCCAGCAGCCCAUUUAGAGACUUUUAAUCGGCCCACGACGUUCACCAGCCUUGCAGCCAUGAGCGGCAAUGCCUUCGGGGGACUUGGCAACCAUGCCGUUACACCCAACGCUAUGUUUGGCCACAAGGAUUGCCCCAGCAUGCAGAGCUUUAGCAACCCCCACGAGCCUUGGAAUCGUCUGCACCGAACGCCUCCUUCGUUCCCAAUUCCUCCGCCCUGGCUGAAGCCAGGUGAGCAGGAACGCAGCACGUCUGCUGCAGCCCAUGAACGAGAUAGAGAUGUAGAUAAAGGAGACGCUUCUCUUAGUAAAGAUGACAAAGAAAGGGAGACUAUUGAGAAAAGACAUUCCAGCCACCCUUCGCCAGCACCUAUCCAUUCUGUGAGUUCCCUUGGACAUAGCCGCAGCUCAGUGGAACAGAUCAGGAGCCACCUGAACCCAGAGGUUCGUGAAAAAGAGAAAUCCAAAGACCGAGAGAGGGAUCAUUCAGAAUCACGGAAGGAUAUCAGUGUUGAUGAGCACAAGGCAAAGGACAACUAUAUUUCGGACAAAGAAAGUCUGACCCAUGAUAGCAGACCAUUGGAGGAAUCUAAACAAGCAUCUCGGGUGCCUUCACCCUACACCAGGACACCUGUUGCAGAAAGCACCAGACCUAACAGCAGCUCUAGUCGGGAUGCUGAGAAGAAGAGUGAGCCUGCUUAUGAGAAUCUGAAAAAAACUAGUGAGGUCAAAGUGAAAGAGGAAAGGAAGGAAGAUCAUGACAUUUCUCCUGAAACACCACAGACACACCGGCCAUCUGAGCAGCCACCACCAAUGCCCACAGCCAGUGUCCAUCCAGGCCCUUUAGUGUCAAUGCCCAUGACUGUGGGGGUCACUGGCAUCCAUCCCAUGAACACCAUCAGUGGUCUAGAUAGGACUCGCAUGAUGACACCGUUUAUGGGGAUUAGCCCAAUUCCAGGUGGCGAACGCUUCCCAUAUCCUUCAUUCCACUGGGACCCCAUGAGGGAUCCCUUGAGGGAUCCCUACAGAGACUUAGACAUCCAUCGGAGAGAUCCUUUGGGCAGGGAGUUUCUCCUAAGGAAUGAUCCACUGCACCGCCUCUCCACACCAAGGCUAUACGAUGCAGACAGAUCUUUCAGGGACAGAGAGCCACACGAUUACAAUAAUCAUCACCACCCCCUUUCGGUUGACCCACGCCGUGAGCAUGAAAGAGGGGCCCACCUGGAUGAGAGAGAAAGGUUACACAUGCUCAGAGAGGACUAUGAGCACGUACGGCUUCACUCUGUGCAUCCCGCGGCCCUGGAUGGUCACUUGGCUCACCCAAGUUUAAUUACUCCAGGACUUCCUAGUAUGCAUUAUCCCCGAGUUAGUCCCCCUUCAGGACUUCAGAAUGGGAUUCUCAAUAAAACGCCCCCCACAGCAGCCCUGAGUGCUCCUCCCCCUCUAAUUUCCACUCUGGGACCUCGGCCUGGUUCCCCCCGAAGGACUACCCCUUUGUCGACAGAAAUGAGGGACAGGCCACCUUCUCACACUCUCAAAGACAUAGAAGCACGAUAAAUAAUGGAGCGAGUCCAAGACAAACUGAAAUCUAUCGGAUCUUCUUACUCAAUAAAUGUAGACUUUGGUUAUGACCCAACUGUAUAAAAUGUAUAGACCCAGGUGUCCUAAGGUUUUUUCUUUUCUUUUCUUUUCUUUUCUUUUCUUUUCUUUCCAAAAAAAUGGUUGGGUUGUAUUAUAUGUUGAAAAAAAAAAUGUUUUCAGAACCUUUUAGACAAAAGUUGGCACAUUUUCUACGUAAAUACUCUUUCUUUCUACUGUUUGGAAUCCCUACAGGAAGAAGAUGUAAGUCAGUAUUUAAUCUCCCAAAAAACCAGAGUACUCCUUCCCUCUUUCCACCUCUCUCUCUUUUCAUUGUCUCCAGGUUGAAAUGAAGAAAACUAUAACUCUUUUUUUUUUCCUCCCCUGUAAGAGAGUUGUUGAAAAUAAUGCUAUUUCAACGGUUAAUGGGUCAUAUAUGCAACAUGGGUAAGAUGAAAGCUUUACUUUGUAAGUAUGUACAUAGGGAAAAAAAUAAGUAACAUAAUGCAUUACUACUUCUUAAACUGUGCUCUUUGCAGACUUUAAUUGUGUGAAAGACCGCAGCUGCGGUACAUCUAAUGUCAUAAGACAGCUAAACCCCUUCAGCUAUGCAAUUAAUUUUGAGGUUUUUCACAAAAGCCUCUUUAACUCAAAGGCGCCUUGUCAACACACUCAACUACACAUAAAGUCAUACUUUCCCUGAGCAAACCCACAGAUCCCUGACACUUUUGGAUGAAGAAAUAAACCAUCUUCAUCUUCAACAAAUAGGACUUGGGCAUCAACUGUUGUUUUAUUUCCUACCUAGUGCUUUAAAAAAAAACACCUCUUUGCUAGCUAGUGUUUUGUUCGUUCUUUCUCUUUUUUUAAAUUGAAAAAUGUUGUACAAUGUUAGAUCACAUCCAGCCUCUACAUAGCUGUUACUGGGUCACUGUGAAUCACACUUUAAAGCCCAGAAGUGGACCAUUUUUGCUGAAAUUCAUUUAGAGGAGCCAAGCACCCGUUGAACUUAACUCCGAGAACCCAGCCAACAAUACUGUCUGGGCUGUCCUUAUUUUUAGGCCUUAUAAAGUGUAGGAAGUGGGCGGGAGGGGGGGACUCACAAUCCCUCUCCCCCAGGUUUUCUGCCAAAUUAUAACUUUUAAUAUGAAAGAAGAAGGAAAUUAUUCAAUGCAUGAGAAAUUACUGUGUUUUAACAGCAUUUAAAUAUUUAAAUUCCAUCAAAUGCAGCUCAUUGUCCUGACUUCGCCCAUUUGUUCAUCCUUGUUUCAUCCAACACUUGGACUGUAACCAAAGGUUUCUCCAGGGGGUACAAGUGACAAAAUGAGUGUCAUGAAACAAAACCUACACUUGUGCAGGCUAGUCCACCUGGAGGAUCAAAAAAGUGAAGAUGGCAGCCACAAUGACAUGAUCAAAGCCCUGCUGAUUUUUUUAACCUGUGUUUUUUUGUGCCAUGCCUGUAAAAAUAAACAGGGCUUUGAUCAGGCAGUCACAGCUGCCAGUUGAUACCCUAAUCUCUCCCCCAGAUGCCCAUGAAGUUACAUACUUGUACCAGAUGUUGAAAUU
Molecule: messenger RNA, 5427 nt
Organism: Candoia aspera
Lineage: Eukaryota; Metazoa; Chordata; Lepidosauria; Squamata; Candoiidae
Gene: AUTS2
Product: activator of transcription and developmental regulator AUTS2
Exons: 15
Coding region: 1435-3843 (802 amino acids)
Source: RefSeq, a predicted model, not a curated record